CAUGCAGGAGAACUAUGAGAAGGUGACCACUCUGGGGUUACCAGUUUCCCAACCUGAGGUGAUGUCCCAGCUGGAACGAGGGGAAGAGCUGUGGGUCUCAGAUCUCCAGAGCUCUGAGGAAGGAGAGAUCCUGAGAAGAACCUUCCCAGGAGAUGGUGGGAUGGUGAGUGAGAACAGGGAGCACAAUCCACAGCAGGAGGAUGCUGAGCAUGUGGAACCACACUGGGAAGUACCACAAAGAACGAAGGGGGACAUGUCCAGGAGUCAUAAGGAGAGGCAGCAGAGAAUCCAGCCAGUGCAGAAAAUGAUUAAAUCCAUCAAUUGUGAGGAAAAUCACAAGGACCUCCGGGAAACCACAGUGCAGCAGAGAAUCCUCAUGGGAGAGAGGAAACACACUUGCCCUGAGUGUGGGAGAAACUUCAGUAGACGCUCACACCUUAUUCACCAUGAGCGAAUCCACACAGGAGAGAGACCCUAUGAAUGCUGUGAGUGUGGGAAAAACUUCACUCGGCGCUCAGACCUUAUUAGACACCAGAAAACCCACACAGACGAGAGCCCCUAUGAAUGUUGUGAGUGCGGGAAAGCCUUCAUUUACUGCUCAGACCUGAGGAGACAUCAGAGGAUCCACAGGAGGCAGAGACCAUAUGAAUGCUGGUUACCAGUUUCUAAGCCUGAGGUGAUGUCCCAGCUGCAACGAGGGGAAGAGCUGUGGGUCUCAGAGCUCCAGGGCUCUGAGGAAGGAGAGAUCCUGAGAGGAACCUUCCCAGGAGAUGGUGGGAUGGUGAGUAAGAACAGGGAACUCAGUCCACAGCAGGAAGAGGCUGAGCAUGUGGAACCGCACUGGGAAGUAUCACAGAAAACGAAAGGGGAUGUGUCCAGGAGUCAUGAGGAGAGGCAGCAGGGAAACCAGCCAGCGGAGGAAAUGGGAAAAUCUAUCAAGUGUGAGGAAGAUCACAAGGACCUCCAGGAAACCACAGCGCAGCAGAGAAACUUCAUGGGAGAGAGGAAACACACUUGCCCUGAGUGUGGGAGAAACUUCAGUAGACGCUCACACCUUAUUCACCAUGAGCGAAUCCACACAGGAGAGAGACCCUAUGAAUGCUGUGAGUGCGGGAAAAACUUCACUCGGCGCUCAGACCUUAUUAGACACCAGAAAACCCACACAGACGAGAGCCCCUAUGAAUGUUGUGAGUGCGGGAAAGCCUUCAUUUACUGCUCAGACCUGAGGAGACAUCAGAGGAUCCACAGGAGACAGAGACCAUAUGAAUGCUGGUUACCAGUUUCCAAGCCUGAGGUGAUGUCCCAGCUGGAACGAGGGGAAGAGCUGUGGGUCUCAGAUCUCCAGGGCUCUGAGGAAAAAGAGAUCCUGAGAGGAACCUGUCCCGGAGAUGGUGGGAUGGUGAGUGAGAACGGGGAGCACAGUCCACAGCAGGAAGAUGCUGAGCAUGUGGAACCACCCUGGGAAGUAUCACAAAGAACGAAGGGGGACAUGUCCAGGAGUCAUGAGAGGCAGCAGGGAAACCAGCCAGCGGAGAAAAUGGGCAAAUCCAUCAAUUGUGAGGAAGAUCACAAGGACCUCCAGGAAACCACAGCGCAGCAGAGAAUCCUCAUGGGAGAGAGGAAACACAUAUGCCCUGAGUGCGGGAGAAACUUCAGUAAACGCUCACACCUUAUUCAUCAUGAGCGAAUCCACACAGGAGAGAGACCCUAUGAAUGCUGUGAGUGUGGGAAAAACUUCACUCGGCGCUCAGACCUUAUUAGACACCAGAAAACCCACACAGACGAGAGCCCCUAUGAAUGUUGUGAGUGCGGGAAAGCCUUCAUUUACUGCUCAGACCUGAGGAGACACCAGAGGAUCCAUACAGGACAGAGACCCUAUGAAUGCUGGUUACCAGUUUCCAAGCCUGAGGUGAUGUCCCAGCUGGAACGAGGAGAAGAGCUGUGGAUCUCAGAUCUCCAGGGUUCUGAGGAAAGAGAGAUCCUGAGAGGAACCUUCCCAGGAGAUGGUGGGGUGCUGAGUGAGAACAGGGAGCGCAAUCCACAGCAGGAAGAUGCUGAGCAUGUGGAACCGCACUGGGAAGUAUCACGAAGAACGAAGGGGGACGUGUCCAGGAGUCAUGAGGAGAGGCAGCAGGGAAACCAGCCAGCGGAGAAAAUGGGCAAAUCCAUCAAUUGUGAGGAAAAACACAAGGACCUCCAAGAAACCACAGUGCAGCAGAGAAUCCUCAUGGGAGAGAGGAAACACAUAUGCCCUGAGUGUGGGAAAAACUUCAGAAGUCGCUCACACCUUAUUAACCAUGAGCGAAUCCACACAGGAGAGAGACCCUAUGAAUGCUGUGAGUGUGGGAAAAACUUUAUUCGACGCUCACACCUUAUUAGACACCAGAGGAUCCACACCGGUGAGCGACCCUAUGAAUGUUGUGAGUGUGGGAAAACCUUCCUUUACCGCUCAGACCUUGGGAGACAUCAGAGGAUCCACACAGGACAGAGACCUUAUGAAUGCUGUGAGUGCGGGAAAAGCUUCCAUCAGGGGUCACACCUUAUUUAUCAUCGAAGAAUCCACCAGGGAGAUAAACACCAUAAAAUCCUUGUCUAGGGCUGGCAAAACAUACAUUUGUUUCUUUAAUAUUUUUGCUAAUUCCCACACGUGGCUUUUAAGGCUGUGAGUGCCAUUUACAUGAUUCUGGUCUCAACUCCCCCAUGUGAGUUGUCCGGUUCUGCUUUUUGCAGCUAGCCCUUCUUUGGGGGGAUCCCCAAAGCCCUGUUCUGCCAUCUGCUUUUCUCUAUGAGUCAUGGGAGUGUGAGUCCCUUUUACUAGGAAUAUGCGUCAGCCCCAGAUGGGGAGACACGAAUGUCCUCAGUUAGUUGCAUUGUGGUAAAAUCUACCUGGGCUUUCUCUCAUUGGCAUUUUUUGCAGUUAGCUAGCUCGAGUGAACUAUCCAGAUGGAAAAUCACAACUCUGUUUUCUGCGCUGACAUGACCCAAGUACAAUAGUCUGGGCAGGUAGCACUUUUCCCUCGACCUGUCCUAUCUUCCUCCACUUUUCCUAGUCUAGACAAACCAUUAUCAUGAUGCUAAAAACGUUUUUAAAUAACAUAACUCAAUAAUAAUGAGACAGCACUGAGUGUGAAGCAGGUUUCAGUGGAUCAGAGGAGAAUGCAACGGGAAGAUCUGUGGUUCUCAUUCCGAGUUAUCAGAUGUAACCUGCUCUAGAAUCUCAUUCCAUCUGAAACUGAAAAUAUCUUACACCUCUGUGAGCAGGGUUAGAUUUCCAACUAGGCAGUCGGAAGGUUGCCAAGUAUGCGAUUUUCUAACCCUGUGGGCUAUUUGCAGCUGUCAAUUGCCAAGGUUUUUUAGCAGUUGGAAGUUGCAGGAUUUUGAGUUCUUUUGCUACCCUGCUUCCACUGGCCCACUGCUCAGGAGAGAGGGAGCCUCCUGAUGUGUCCCGUCCCUUGCCAAGAUGCCCCACACACCACUUGUCUCAGUUCAUGGUCCCUCCCCUUAGGUUACAUUUGCAGCAUGUGUAGAAUUCUUAUCCGAGGGAGGCAGAAUUUUUUUUCUGCAAAAAUAUGCUGCAGUUCUGUCUUUUGUCCACCAGAGGCCACUGUGGUGCCAGAACAGCUUGAGCUUGCUGAGGCUGACUGCUCCAGCGGGCAGCGGCAAACAGCUGGCAGGCCAGUGGCAGGGGCAUUUCUUCCUCAAGUGAAAAGUUGCAGCAGCCUUCUUGGAGGCAGAGCAGGCCACAUAGGGCUGCUCGGCUGGGGAGUUCACAGGGUCACAUGGGGAGGCAGGGGGGCCACUGAUGAUGCUGUGUCUAGGAGUACAAGGUGUAAAUCCAGCCCUGAUUUUCCUCUCUUUCCUGAAGGCUGUUUGGUUACACAACUGGACAUUAAUAUUCUGUGGCAGAAUGUAGUUCAGAUUUAUUGGGGACUUUGAGUCAAAUAACCAGUUGCUUCAAUAGUCGUUUCUUCCUUUAUUUUUCCUUUUCCUCCACCCCUCCAUGAUGACAUGGGGAAAGUUCAAAUGCAGCUCAGUCAGCUGGAGAGAAUACUCCCAGUUCUGGGAUACGCUACCAAGGAAACAGGAGUGGUUUUAAAUCUCCAGUGGUUAACAACAGCACACCCCAAACUCUGCAACUAUCUGAAGUAACGAGGUAUAAUCACAGUGUUGAUCAAUUAUUUAAAUCAUUAUUAUCUCUGAUAACACAGGGAGAGAGUGCCACAGUAAGUGAUUUGGAACGAGGCAAAAUGCCCAUGUAUUUGGUUCCCAACACAGUUGUGACCCAGCUCCUACAGGAAGUUACUCCUGAAGAUAUCUCUGAGCUAAUCCUAAUAUUUGGGAAAUACUGCUUUUAGCUAUGCAGAUGUGGGGGAAAUAGAACUGGUGUUUUUUGUUGAAUUCACCCUUUGUAAUACUGCAAAUGUGUAUAAAAUAAAUUCAAUGUUCAGUGUGAGACAGCUGAAGGAAAAAUAUCUCUUUUUGAACAGAACCCAACCUCUUGUACCAUCCAAUGAGUCUCAUCAGGCCUAUAUCUGAUUGCUGAUUUAGACCUGUUCCAUCAGAUUAAAGAAGUAACCUGGGCAUGUUUGAGGAAGUCAUUACUCGCUAGCACAGCUGACAUUCUGGGUGAGCUGGUAAAGGAUUCUUCUCCAAAGAAACGUAAAUUUGUCCUCCUCAAGAUGAAGGAUUUGGCAAGAACUCAGAAACCACAGGCACCUAACUGCUGGUUUUCAGCACAGAGAUGAAAACUAUGGUGAGCUACGGUCUAAGCAGAAAUGUGUUUCGAACACAACUCCUUAGUUCUGUGACAUUGAUUAGAGUCCCAACAGGUGCCAGUUUGAUUGAGAACAAUUGCCCUUUACCAUUUGAAUCCAGAGUUUCAUGAGGCAAAGAAAAAGAGUUGAUUCCUUCAGAGGACAUUCCUUCCUCAGAAGGAUCCCAAUCUGGCUGCCUUGUUGGACAAUAAGCACUUUCCUUCUGUGCAAGUGAUGGUAAUCCAUGAGGAAAUGAGUGGGUCAAGCUCCAAGUUCAGACUGCAGGAUUUAUGAAUGUUGAAUCCUGAUUCUGUGCUUUGAUCUCUUGGUUUUGGUCUUGUGUUUUGUGCCUUUGCAUCGCGUCUCCAUCUCCUGUUACUUUGAAAGAUUAAAAUGUGUGAAAAUAG
This is a messenger RNA of Gopherus evgoodei (Goodes thornscrub tortoise), 5161 nucleotides long. Its product is annotated as zinc finger protein 850-like. Bases 2 to 2596 code for a protein of 864 amino acids. NCBI's taxonomy places the organism in Eukaryota, Metazoa, Chordata, Testudines, Testudinidae. The transcript is spliced from 9 exons. Gene Ontology annotation, biological process: regulation of DNA-templated transcription. The record is from RefSeq and is a predicted model, not a curated record.